GACUGGCAAAUAUCGACUGUUUAAACGUGUAGAAAGCUUUAAGUUUUUAUACCAUUUUCCGACUCACCUUAGCGUUAACUACAUUAACUAAUCACCAAAAGGUAUUAGCUACGCUAAAAGACCAUACAAAUUGUGAUAUCAGCUUAAUUUCUAAACUCGAAAGAUUAGUAUUAAUUAGUUAGUGCAACAUUAACAUUAUAUACAUAUGUCCAAGUUCGGUCUGAAAAGGUUACUCGUAUCGCUGGCCUCCAUUUCGGGAAUUGGAAAACCAAGUGUUGGGCACAUACUAGUAGUUGUUUUUCUGGAAUACUUCGCAUGGGGCCUGCUGACAAUGCCCAUGAUAGCCACUCUAAAGGAGACCUUCCCAGACCACACGUUCCUCAUGAACGGAUUGGUCAUGGGUGUCAAGGGAAUACUCUCGUUUCUAUCGUUGCCCCUGAUCGGAGCUCUAUCGGAUAUAUAUGGGCGGAAAGUGCUGCUCCUUAUAACAGUGAUCUUCACUUGCCUACCGAUCCCCAUGAUGACCAUGGAUAACUGGUGGUUCUUUGUGAUCAGUUCGCUCAGUGGAGUCUUGGGCGUUAGCUUCUCAGUGGUUUCCGCCUAUGUGGCGGAUGUUACCACAAAGGAAGAUCGCUCUAGAUCCUAUGGACUGGUAUCGGCCACCUUUGCUGCCAGUUUGGUGAUCGCCCCGGCAAUGGGUAAUCUCAUAAUGGAUCUUUACGGAAUUAAUACUGUGGUGCUAGUAGCAACGUUGGUCUCCACAACGAACGUGAUGUUUGUACUGCUGGCUGUGCCCGAAAGUUUACAACGAAACGUUAGAUCCACUGGAUUGAGCUGGAGACAAGCGGAUCCUUUUCAAUCCCUGCGAAGAGUGGGCUCGGAUCCCAAUAUCCUGCUACUGUGCAUAGUGGUGUUCAUGUUUCUACUUCCCGAAGCUGGCGAAUACUCCAGUGUGCCAGCCUAUCUGAAGCUGACAAUGGGAUUUGAUUUCACGGAACUCUCCACGCUGGUGGCCCUAAUGGCCAUAUUGAGCAUUUCGAUAAACGUGACCUUGGGAUCUAUAGUGAAAGCAUUGGGUGCCAAGAAGGCUAUAAUACUGGGAUUGCUUCUGGAACUGCUGCAACUAAUACUCUACACCAUAGGAAACGAAAAGUGGCAAAUGUGGCUGGCCGGAAAUGUAGCUGCCCUGAGUUCCAUCACCUUUCCGGCCGUAAGUGCCUAUGUAUCCCUCUACACGGAUGCCGAAACCCAGGGAGCAGUUCAGGGCAUGAUCACGGGCAUGUCGGGAUUGUGCAGUGGACUUGGACCCGCUCUGUUCGGUAUCGUAUUCUACCUAUCCGACAUGGAUUUGGAUGAGGAUCGGAUUUUGAUAGGCAGUGUAAGUGGAGAUCGCACGGUGGCCGGUCCCUUUAUGAUUGGAGCUAUCUCUGUGUUUAUCGGCAUUCUGUUGGCGUCGUAUAUCCCAGAAGAAAAGGUUUCCAGGGGAAGGAGAGAGGAAUUUUCCGCACUGAAGUAUAUUAUUGAAAUGGAGGAGGCGCCAACAUUAUAGUUUAAGCAAAUCGUUAUUAAGAUAGAUUGUUUUGUUUAAAAUAUGAGUAGUUGCCAUAAUAUAACUUGUUUACAAAUAAGAAACAUUUUCGGUAGAAAAUCAAAAUAUAAACUUAAUUAAGCUUUAACUUAGAAGGCUGCGAAAGUUCUUUUUAAUUUUUAAUAUUUUAGCCCGCACCUUAUUUGCAAUAAUGAAAAUAGUUGAGAUUUAGUGGGUUAAGAUUUAGACGCUAUGUCGGUCGUUGUCUUCAUUUAAUCAGCCACUUUAGCACAGCCUCUCAGUCGACGACCGCGUCUGUUUAUUUUGGUUUUUGUUUUCCAAUUUCCUUGGCAUUUCCCUGCUAUUUAUUUAUAAAUUUUCAUUUUGCUCUUCUUAUUUGUUUAGAAGCUGCAAAAUCACAACAGUUUGUUGACUCUUACGCAACAGUCUGGCCUUUUGUUUGUUGUGCCCAUCAGCAUGUUGCAAUCGGUAGCAAAAGAAAUUGCAAAAGAUAAUUUAUUAACAACAAUUGCAGAAACCCAUAAAUAGAACAAGCUGUCCUGAAAUAUACACAUGUAUAUUUCCCCAUCUUUUGGCAAACAAGCGUUCCUGUUUGGCAGAUGUAUACCCUCAGUUUUUUGUGAUUUUUUGGUUUUGAUUUUUUGGUUUUGAUUUUUUGGUUUUGCUCAAACACAGGCGCAAAGCCGAAAACUUUCCAUUUGAAAAAGCGAGAAUCCCAUUAAAUUUGUACGUACGUAUGUAUAUAAAACCAAACGUAUGUAAAGAGCCAUAAAGUUGAGAAAAUAGUGUGAUUAUUCUGAAACACGUGCAUGCAAAACCGAUUCUCUUACUCUCUUAGGGACCUGAAAAUAUGGGGAGAACAUGAGAAAGAGUCUCACUGGCGUCGACUGGGUAAAUAUUAUUUAAGCGAGAUGCAGGGGCGGAUUCAAUUGGAUUCGGGUGCGGAACAGGGUGUCGAAAGGUAAAGUUUUGUAAUAUAAUAGAUACUUUGUAUAUGAGUAAAUUAAAUUGUGUACUUAUUUUCAUUAUCUCGUUGGGCAUCAACCUUGAUUUUAAUCUUAUUUAUUCUUAAAUUUACCCAAUAUAUGAACCAUAAAUUAUAUGGUACAUAUGAUAUAAACAGGUUUUUUGUAUUUGAGAUGAGAGAAAAUGCCAAACCAUGUAUGUACAUAGCUUUAGAAUAACUGUAGCGAAAUUUCAGUGACACAACUUUUAUCUCGCUAUGUUGGUGUUGUAUGCCUCCUUCUUAGGUUUUUUCAGCCGCGUCUGGGAUUUCUGCCAUUGGCCUUCAAUUUCGAUUCUUUGGCGAGCAUUAUAAACUAGUCACACAAAUGUAUGGAACAUAUGUUCACACGAAUCCGGCAACCAGACGACUUGCAUAUGUACAAAAAAAUGCGAAACUAUUCCGUGAUUCAAGAGAACGCCACUUUGUUGCUACACGGGACGAAAUAUUGGGGUGGAAGGAAGGGGUUGAAAUCGAUAAGCCUUGACUUGAUAAGACGUCUGUGCCACCCAGCCAAUACCCCUUCCAUUUCACUACUCUGCUAAAUGCGAUGCGAAUUUCUAUGGGUUUUAAUUAGCGUUGCGAAUGUCUGAUGACCGGGAAAACGAUGGGAAUCGUUAGUUACACUAGUUUAAAGCCACCUCCUACUUACUGACUAAUCCCACAAAUGCUACUGUACGCAAUCAACAAUCCGCGUCCGGAACGCAGUAUUAUUAUGUCACUAGAACUGGCAUCGGGCGUCUCUUAUCAAUUAUCUUGGAGCAAAUCGAAAAUUAAGCGCGUUACCAGGCGGAGAAAUCGGUUACAGUUUUUCCCGCUGACCGAUAACUCCUUGACCUUUUGCUACUUAUGUAUAUAAAUAUGUACAUAGGCGACUUUAAGUAAAAAAAAUGGCCUCGGAUCUGAUGGAAAGUUUAUUUCCUCUUGUCACUGAACUUUGCCAAUGUCGACGAAUUUAUGCAAAAAAUAUAUUUGGGUCUGGCUUUGCUUUUUGCUUAUGCUGAAAGAGAAUCGACCAGUUGUGAGAGUGAGGUUGAGAUACCCUUCGAAAGCGCCUCUUGACUAUCUGAAAGACUAUGAAGAAAUUGGUAUUGUAUUGAAACAUUACAAUACAAAAACACAACACUAUUAUAACAACAAAAACUUUAAACACAUGUGUUUUUAAAAAUUUCUCCGUGAAUUCAAAUUUAAAGAUCGGGUUUCAUUUUGGGUUGUAAAUUAUGAACUGAAAUUCUAAAGCUGAAGUUAGGGUAUCCAUGGUGCGCUCUCUUGAAAACCGAUUCCCAUGUGAUGGAGUGAU
This is a messenger RNA of Drosophila sechellia, 3852 nucleotides long. RefSeq names its product hippocampus abundant transcript 1 protein. Gene Ontology annotation, molecular function: transmembrane transporter activity. Gene Ontology annotation, biological process: transmembrane transport. NCBI's taxonomy places the organism in Eukaryota, Metazoa, Arthropoda, Insecta, Diptera, Drosophilidae. The coding region runs from base 206 to 1549 and encodes 447 amino acids. The record is from RefSeq and is a predicted model, not a curated record. Gene Ontology annotation, cellular component: membrane. The transcript has a single exon.